ACAUUUUUAGUCUUUGACAUAUUUUAUCCUUUUUGAUUUUAUAUAUUUUACAAUUUAAUAAUACAUUUUAAUGUCUAAAUACGACAGAGCGGUAACAGUGUUUUCUCCAGAUGGUCAUUUAAUGCAAGUCCAGUACGCCCAAGAGGCGGUACGCAAGGGAUCCCCAGUGAUAGGGGUCCGUGGUACAGAGGUUGUAGUGCUAGCUACAGAGAAGAGAUCGGUAGAGAAGCUGCAAGACGACAGAACAGAAAAGAAGAUAAUACCUUUAGAUGAGCACGUCGUUCUUGCGUUUGCUGGAUUAAGAGCCGAUGCUAGAGUACUCAUUUCUAGGGCACAAAUAGAAUGUCAAUCUCACAGACUCAUAGUAGAAGAUGCUGUAAAGUUAGAAUACAUUACACGCUUCGUAGCAGAACAGAAGCAGAAGUACACACAGAGCAAUGGACGACGUCCUUACGGCAUUUCGUGUCUUAUAGCUGGGUUCGAUUACGAUGGUGAUGCGCAUUUGUUUCAGACGGAACCUUCUGGAACGUUUUAUGAAUGGAAGGCGUGUUCCAUCGGACGAGGAGAGAAGACCGCUCGGGAAUUACUUGAGAAACACUACAAUGAUACGGCUGUAAGCACAGAAAAGGGCACGAUAAAGCUGGCUAUUAUGUGCCUUCUAGAAGUUGUAUAUUAUGGUCAAAAGAACUUAGACGUAAUGGUCCUAAAGAAAGGUAAUCCGGUGAAAUUCUUGAAUCAAGACGAGAUUAAAACUUUUAUAUCAGAAAUAGAAAUGGAGAAGGAGAAAGACAAAGAAAAAUAACCUAAUGCAUAGCAUUUCUAUGACAAAGUUUUAAAACAAUCAUUUACUAACGAAAACUUCUGUAUACAAAGUAAAGGUGGUAAUUGAUAU
Molecule: messenger RNA, 892 nt
Organism: Papilio polytes (common Mormon)
Lineage: Eukaryota; Metazoa; Arthropoda; Insecta; Lepidoptera; Papilionidae
Product: proteasome subunit alpha type-7-B-like
Exons: 4
Coding region: 71-802 (243 amino acids)
Biological process (GO): ubiquitin-dependent protein catabolic process
Cellular component (GO): nucleus; proteasome core complex; proteasome core complex, alpha-subunit complex
Source: RefSeq, a predicted model, not a curated record